AUGUCUUCCGGAAUAAUAGAAUCAUGGGCUGAUGCAGGAGACGAGUUCUCAGCCCCACCAGAUAUCAUAAACAACCCUGAUGGGACUAAGACGGUAAUCACAUUCAGAACCAAUCAAGAAGGUAAAAAAGUGAAAAUAACACAACGUAUUAAAGAAGUUAAAGUUCAAGAAAAAGUCCACCCUUUGAUUGCCAAACGUAAAAACUGGGCCAAAUUUGGUAAAGAAAAGAAUAAACCACCAGGACCAGAUACCAGUACAACUCAAUUGGGGGAAAAAGUUGAAUUGAAAUUGGGAUUAUCAUGGAAACAAGCUGAGAAGAAAGAAGAAGAAGAUAAGCAACAAGAAAGAGCAUCUGCUGUUUCGAUACAGACCAUUAAAUGUAGAGUGUGUGGUGGUGAUCAUUAUACUUCUAAAUGUCCAUUUAAAGAUACUUUAGGAGCAGCGGCUGGUUUAACUCCAACAGGAACUACACCAGAACCAGGUCAAGAAGGUGGCGCGGAUGCAGGUAAAGGUGCAGGAGAUGGUACAGCACCAGGAAGGUAUAUUCCAAGACAUUUGAGACCAGACGCCAGUGGAAACUUGCCAUCAAGAGAAGCAAGAGAUGAUUCAACUACAUUGAAGGUAUCACAAUUGAAUAGUUUUGUUGAUGAGGAUAUGUUGAGGAAUGAAUUGUUUGCUAGGUUCGGACCAUUGGAAAGAGUUGUUGUUGUUAGAAAUAGAGAAACUGGUGAAAGUAGAGGGUUUGCUUAUGUUAGUUUUGCUACGGAAGAAAUUGCUCAAAGAGCAUUGGAUUUGUUGAAUGGUAAAGGUUACCAUUCGUUGAUUUUACGUUUGGAAUGGUCUAAAAAGAAGAAGCCAACGUAA
Lodderomyces parapsilosis is the source of this 864-nucleotide messenger RNA. It is a transcript of the gene TIF35, whose product is annotated as translation initiation factor eIF3 subunit g. Gene Ontology annotation, molecular function: translation initiation factor activity; RNA binding. The transcript has a single exon. Gene Ontology annotation, cellular component: eukaryotic translation initiation factor 3 complex; cytoplasm. The coding region runs from base 1 to 864 and encodes 287 amino acids. Lineage: Eukaryota; Fungi; Ascomycota; Pichiomycetes; Serinales; Debaryomycetaceae. The record is from RefSeq and is a predicted model, not a curated record.